Cloeon dipterum is the source of this 4462-nucleotide messenger RNA. It is a transcript of the gene Ino80, whose product is annotated as chromatin-remodeling ATPase INO80. Gene Ontology annotation, biological process: DNA repair; chromatin remodeling. The record is from RefSeq and is a predicted model, not a curated record. Gene Ontology annotation, cellular component: Ino80 complex. The coding region runs from base 230 to 4354 and encodes 1374 amino acids. Gene Ontology annotation, molecular function: ATP hydrolysis activity; ATP-dependent chromatin remodeler activity; ATP binding. The transcript is spliced from 23 exons. Lineage: Eukaryota; Metazoa; Arthropoda; Insecta; Ephemeroptera; Baetidae.
AAUAAUAAAGUCAUUUCUUGCCGAGUCCGAGCAGUAUUCGGAGUUUUUGGGAUAGUUUCGCAAUUUUUGCUGGAGUUUGCGUAUUUCUGGAAUUUUAUUGUCUUGCGCUUCUAUCCGUCGAUUUAAACUAAUUUCAGUGAAAAAUGUGAAUCUAUAGGAACAACGAUGGUGCUUUUUGGAUUGAGCACGUAAUAUCAAAAGAGGCAUUUGAACAUCAUUCAUUUUCAAGAUGAACCCUCACUUAGAAGAUAAUCUAGACUUGAGGCCCUUUUUGAAUUGCGCUGACAGGAUUUUAGAAAACGGCACUCACAACGGAAAUGAUUUGAACAGCGAUGACACUGAAGAUGAGGGUCAAGAGUCAAAUUCGUUUGAUGAUCUCCAUGGAAUGGAAAGGGCGCAGCUCUUUAAUUUCUCUUCGAUUGGGUUAGACCGGCAAUGGUUACAGGACACCCUCCUCAGCAAUACGGAUGACUCAGAUGAGGAAGACGCAGGUUUGUCUCAGUCAUCCAAGGAUGAGAAGAGGAUCAGCUUUCUUCUCAAAGAGCACUCAAUGGUCAAGAGGCUGCAAAAGAAUUUCCAGACAAAAAAUGAGACACACAAAUGGCUGUAUUAUGGAGCUGGAGUCCUGUCGAAAGAUGACCACUACUGCCAAGGAAAAAGACCGAGCAUAAAAUCAGAGCCGCAUCUUUCAUCACUACCCUCAAGAGACGAAGAUUCGCUUGAUUUCAAACCUUUGCAGAAGCAGAAGGUCAAUAAUGGAAUUAAAAGAGAACAUGAUGACAAAGCAAAGUACAGAGUUGCAAGCAAGAGGAAGAAAAUGGUGCAAAAAGUUAAUAUUGAAGCUCUGACUGCAAGGAGAAGGAAGGUUUGGGUAACACUGUGCAAAAAGGAAAUCGGAAAGGUGCAAAGAGGAAGGAGCAACACCCACAAAGAAGUGCUGACCAACUGCAAAAGGGCAGCGCAACUCUGCAUGAGAGUCGUCCGCAACAAGGCAAACCAGUCUCAGCGAAACAUGAAGGACACAGUGUGGAGGAUGAAACGGCUGACUAGGGAGAUGCAGUCGUAUUGGAAAAAGACUGACAAGGUGGAGAGAGAGGCGCGCAAGCGAAUGGAAAAGGAGGCUGAGGAGCAGAGGAAGCUGGACAUCGAACUCAUGGAGGCAAAGCGGCAGCAACGCAAGCUCAACUUCCUGAUCACCCAGACUGAGUUAUACGCGCACUUUAUGCAGCGCAAGCUAUCGCACAAGCAGGCCAGUGAUGACAGGGAAAUGGGCGAAAUUCUGCGGCAGCUGGAGGAAACAAGCAAGCUGCCCAAGUCCAUCCAGUACGACGACUAUGACAGUGAAGCCAUGAAGCACAAGGCCAAGACAAACGUGACGGAGGCACUGCGCAUGGAUGAGGCGAGAGUCGAGGCUUUUCCAUUAAUGUCCUUCGGCAAAGCCGAAACCGAGGAGAAGCAGCCGGACAUGUUCAGAGGCGUCCUCAAACACUACCAGUUAAAAGGCGUUUCUUGGCUGGCCAACCUUUACGACCAGGGCAUCAAUGGAAUUCUGGCUGACGAGAUGGGUCUGGGUAAAACUGUACAAGCCAUCGCGUUUCUCUGCCACAUCGCGGAGAAGUACUCAAUCUGGGGGCCGUUUCUCGUAAUAUCCCCAGCCUCAACCCUGCACAACUGGCAGCAGGAGUUUGCGAGAUUCGUCCCGAAAUUCAAAGUCAUUCCGUACUGGGGAAAUCCUCAAGAGCGCAGGAUUCUUCGCCAGUUUUGGGCCAACAAAGAUGUGCACACGGAGGACGCGUCGUUUCAUGUUGUUGUCACGAGCUACCAACUGGUGGUGUCAGACAUAAAGUAUUUCAACAGGGUCAAGUGGCAGUAUCUAGUACUCGACGAGGCCCAAGCGAUCAAGAGCACAACAAGCAUCCGGUGGAAAAGCCUGCUCGGCUUCCAGUGCAGAAACAGACUGCUGCUGUCGGGAACGCCCGUCCAAAACUCAAUGGCCGAACUCUGGGCCUUGCUGCAUUUCAUAAUGCCAAUGUUGUUUGACAGUCACGACGAGUUUGCUGAGUGGUUCAGCAAGGAUAUCGAGAAUGUUGCUGAAAAUAAAGGAUCCAUCGAUGAGAAGCACUUAUCACGUCUCCACAUGAUUCUGAAGCCAUUCAUGCUGCGCAGGGUGAAGAAGGACGUGGAGAAUGAGCUUUCUGAUAAAAUUGAGAUAAUGGUUUACUGCCCACUUACUAGUCGCCAGAAAUUGCUCUACACAGGUCUGAAAAAGAAAAUUAGGAUCGAGGACCUGCUCAGUACCUCCAAUUCAUCGUCGCAAUCAAACCUCGCUUCAAAUUUAAUGAACUUAGUGAUGCAGUUCCGCAAAGUGUGCAAUCACCCUGAUUUGUUCGAGCGGCAAGAACCAAAGAUGCCUUUACAAGUCCACCCGCUCAACUACAAAGUGCCAAGACUGCUCUUCGAGAUGGGAAACUUUCAGAGACGUAAUUUCCGGGAGCCAAGCAUUGUCGAAAAGUUGUUUAAUAUUUUCGCGCCUGAAAACGUUCAUCAUGGAAGCCUUGGACAAAGCGGUACCUCAACAUUUGCAUUUGCCAGGUGCUGUGGCCUGUCACCUCAAGAUAUAUCCGACAUUCAUGAAAUCGGUCCACGCAAAAUAUGGGAAAUCGAAUCUUACGACCUCAGUAUAGGAAGACGAAGCGCGAUUAAUAUUAAAAUUCGAGGCAAGAAGUUUGCGCCGAAAGAAAAUCUACCUAGUCUAGUUUUCACCAACUAUUCUGGUGGCAGGAUUCACGGCUUUGGAAAUGUUACUUUGCAUAGCAUGAAGGAGACCUUAGAGCACAGAGCAAUCCGCAGUUCAAAAAUUCAGAUAAAAUGUGAACCAAGCAAAUCCUUGUCGCCGACCAAAAAGAAUCAAGCAGUCAGAGUCAUGCUGCCGGAAUUCGAGCACACCCACAGAGCCCCUCAAAUCCUCCAGUGCCAAGCACUUGACGUACCUGAUUUUCUGCUGUGCACAGUCCGAAAGAUUGACACGACUGCAAGGCGACUGUACUGUUACCACCGACGGGCAGUGAACCUGCUCACCGCGUCUGAAAGCUACGCCGAUCACUUCCUGAAGUCAGGCCCUGAGUGCCCGCCGAAACCCGUUCCUUGGGGAAGCAGACCGCCUCUGACCGGCUACGUUGCAGCCAAGCCUCUUGGUGGCUGGUUCAACAUACAAAUCCCUCACAAACAAAGCCUCAUCUCAGAUGCUGGCAAGUUGGCCGUGUUGGACGAGUUGCUACAGAAGCUGAAAGCAAACGGUCACCGGGUGCUUGUCUACUCGCAGAUGACCAAAAUGAUAGACCUACUGGAGGAGUUCAUGUACUACCGCAAGCAUACCUAUAUGAGGCUCGACGGCAGCAGCAAAAUUUCUGAGAGGAGAGACAUGGUUGCCGACUUCCAGAACAGGGAGGACAUUUUCGUGUUCCUGCUUUCAACCCGAGCCGGGGGUCUGGGCAUCAACCUCACUGCCGCCGACACCGUCAUCUUCUACGACUCUGAUUGGAACCCAACGGUGGACCAGCAGGCCAUGGACAGAGCCCACAGGCUGGGCCAAACGAAACAAGUUACCGUGUACCGGCUGAUCUGCAAAGGCUCAAUCGAGGAGAGGAUAAUGACCAGAGCCAGGGAGAAGAGCGAGAUUCAACGAAUGGUCAUCAGUGGUGGUGGUGUGAAGCCUGACUCAUUGAAACCGACUGAGGUGGUGUCGUUGCUGCUUGACGACGAGGAAAUUGAGCAAAAGUACAAGCAAAAGCAGGCUGAGCGUAGGAGAGCGGAAGAAAUGAAGGCAGUCAUACCAGCCAUUGCCACCAUCAAGCAGGAAGCAGCUGAUCCUGAUGAAGGUGGCCCCUCCGAGGGCUCGUCAUUGAUAGACGACAGUGAAGGAGUUUUAACUAUUGAUUUGGACAUUUGUCCCAAAAACCUGCCAGCGAAAGCUAGAACAAACUCCAUUAUGAAGGCCGUGAAGUGUAUGGCCCCGAAGCCAAGAGUCCCCUCCGGCAGAUCACGGGGCCGGCCCCGCAGCGCGGGAAUCACUCGGGCGAUGGUCAACCUGGACGGCCAGGAGGGCGGCUCCCCUUCUUCAGCUAGCAGCAGCCAGUCGGCCCUGGAGAGGAGAGGGAGGGGCAGGCCGCGGCUCAAGCCCUACGGACCAGCGAACCAAGGUUCAAGGAAGCGCAAGAAGCAAGCAGACACCUCCGAGGGCGAGUUCACCAUCGACCAGCUGAAUCCGUCGAUAGGUUGCGCUUUGCCCGCCGACAAUAUCAACACAAUCGACCUCGAUUUGGACGUUAACUCGUGGAACUUUUUGAACAAGUGAACCACCUCAUUGCCAGCUGGGAUUGUGUUUUCAAUCAACGCAUGGACAAUUCGCACUCUUGAUUCAAGUGUUAACUGUGUUCUUAGCUAAUAAAUUAAGAAAUUCAUA